AUGUCUCCGCUUUCAUUUGCCGUGUCGUUCUUCUACCUCUAUAUAACCGGCUCCGUUUUCUUCGAUACAGCCCAUUACCUCCUCCACCAGUGGUCUAAGUCGCAAUGGCGGUUCCUGCGAUGGCUGUCCUGGUGUCACCAAUUCCAUCAUCUCUACUACAAUCGCUCCCUCAAAUUCAAUAACCGAUACCUACGACAGAAUGCUUGGAUCUCAUUGCCGUUGGAAAUGCUCAGCAAGAUCCUAGGAAGCGUCGUCGGCUGGUUCUUCGCCCGCAGCUUGAUCACAGAUGUUAACGGAAACCCUGACACCACGCCGCUAAUCGUGGUAUCCGCCUUCGAAUUCAUAAGGACGAUGGUAGUAAUUACCAUGAGCGGCCGCGACUCCAACCACAUCGCCUUCGACACAGUGCCCAAAGACCGCAGCUGGCUAUUCGUCGGCCCCGAGUUCCACGCCCUGCACCACGUCUAUCCCGAUCGGUACAUGGGUUCCAUGGUCAAACUCUUUGACUGGGUCGCAGGCACCGCCUACUUCGUCCGAAACAAAAGAGUAGUCCUCACCGGUGGAUCUGGCGCAUUCGGACGCGCAAUCGAAAAGCAACUACUAGCAGAAGGGGUGAAGGAUGUCCGGAAACUAGGGUUCGGCAAAGAGUGGACACACCAAGAUUUCUCGCGUGUCGGCCCCAUCCUCGAAGACGCCGAUAUCCUCAUACUGUCACAUGGCACCAAGGGUUUAGACGCGAUGGACGCUAAUUGCAAUUCGACCAUUCGUCUCAUCGAGCUAUUCCUGGAACAGAAAGCAGCUGGGGAAGGGCGUGCUAGUAAGACAAUUCCGGAGAUAUGGUACGUCGGCAGCGAGAUCGAGAUCCAUCCCGCAUGGGGUAUUCCCGAGAUGCAGCGGUAUUCGGCGUCCAAGCGCGCGUUUAUGCCCUAUGCGCGUGCGCUAUACGAUGAUCCGCGUGUUAUUUAUCGUCAUAUUGUACCCGCGGCGUUUGAGUCGCAGAUGGGUAAGGCUAUUGUGUCGCCAGAUUGGGCGGCGCGUGUGGCCAUGUGGUGGAUUCGGCGUGGAGCUUGCUAUGUUCCUGUUACUUAUACCGGGCUUGCAUAUUUGAAUUUCUUCAAGUUUCUUUACCUUGUUCGUCCGGAUAUGACCAACGGAGAAAAGGCGAAGUCAACGUGAGGUUGAUAAGCUUUCACUGUUCAAUUGUA
Aspergillus caelatus is the source of this 1205-nucleotide messenger RNA. RefSeq lists its product as uncharacterized. The record is from RefSeq and is a predicted model, not a curated record. Bases 1 to 1176 code for a protein of 391 amino acids. The transcript has a single exon. Lineage: Eukaryota; Fungi; Ascomycota; Eurotiomycetes; Eurotiales; Aspergillaceae.